AUGGCAAAAACUGUGAAGUCUGUAGGCGAAAGAGUGUUCAACGCUGCCAGAGACGGGAAAGUAAUAACACUAGGUGACUUGUUGCACGAUAAAUCGUCGAAUGACGUGAAUAACCUGUUGUCUGAGGUUCAUGAACAUGGGGGGCAGAAGUGUACACCUCUUGUGAUAGCUUCCAGGAAUGGUCACAACAGCGUAGUGAAGCUACUCCUCGAACAGUACAAGGCCGAUGCGGAGCAGGAGGGAAUAGUGAAAUUCAAUGGAUACAUCAUCGAAGGCGCUUCUGCUCUGUGGUGUGCAGCAGGGGCGGGACACUUUGCUGUGGUGGAAACGCUUGUUGACCAUGGAGCCAAUGUCAAUCACACCACAGCUACAAACUCAACUCCUCUUCGAGCUGCUUGCUUCGACGGUCGCCUGGAUAUUGUGACGUAUCUUGUGGAACGCUCCGCUGACAUAAACAUAGCUAAUAAGUACGACAAUACAUGUCUGAUGAUAGCGAGUUAUAAGGGGCACACAUUAGUGGUCAAAUACUUACUGGAACAUGGCGCCUCUCCGGACGUUAGUGCCCACUGUGGUGCUACAGCCUUACACUUUUCAGCAGAAUGCGGGCAUUUAGAAAUUGUAAAACUGUUGGUAGAGCAUGGUGCUACAAUGUCUACUAAUGAACAUAACAUGACCCCACUCAUGGUCGCUUGUGAAAGCAAUCAAGCUGAGGUCGCAAAGUUUUUGAUAAAUCCUGAAAGGUGUUCGAAAGCUGAUCGGGUGAAGGGCUUAGAACUUCUUGGUGCUUCCUAUGCGAAUGAUAAGGAUAACUAUAGUAUUCAUAAAACUUACCACUACUUGAGGCUGGCUAUGCUUGAACGUUUCGUUGACCCUAACUGUAUCAUUGAAAAGGAAAUAAUUGAUACAAUACCAGCUUAUGAGAAGCGCUCUGAGUCCAGAAACUUGAGGGAGUUGGAGAUGAAAAAAGAUGAUCCACAUGCUCUCCAUCUUGAAGCCCUCAUCAUUCGUGAGAGAAUAUUGGGGCCAAAUAAUCCCGAAAUUCCCCAUCCUAUUAUUUACCGUGGUGCUGUCUGUGCGGAUAACAUGCAAUUUGACAAGUGUAUAUCAUUAUGGAUGCGUGCUAUGAAACUCAAGCAAGCGAAUAGACGCUCAAUCCAAAAAGAUAUACUGCGUUUUGCUCAGGUAUUCUCGCAGAUGUUACACAUUGGUGAGAGAGUCCCUUACGCUGAUAUGUUUGAGGUGGUGCAGUGUGGGGUCACUGAAAUAGAUUAUGGUCAGCAGCGCAUAAAAGGCUGUGUUGGAAAAGAUAUUGACCUUGAAGACUCUGCAAACUAUGUCGCUAUCUAUGAGAAUAAUGUUCACAUCAUGUUGUAUUUGUUCAGUAUCGUGUCACAAAUGACUUGCACAAUACAAGAAGAUGUUAGUUUUCACAAACAGGCUUAUCGGCUUAUACGACUGGCACCCAGACUUUCUGAUUUAUCAACGCUUCUACAUUUAGUGGUGAACCACAAUACACCUGUGGAUGAUUUCCAUACUAACGAUGUCUGUAAAUUUCCUAAUGCGUCAUUAGUAAAAUUGUUUAUUGAAUGUGGUGCAAAUCCAGAUGAAAUUGAUAUCAACGGCAAUAGUCCACUUCAUAUAAUUGUAAAAUAUGACAAACCUAUCAGUGAUUUUUUGAAUUUACAUUGCUGUAUCAUGUCGUUGCUAAAUGCUGGUGCACAUAUUGACAGGGUGAACAAGGAGGGGAAGACCCCCAUGCAAGUUUCAACAACAGGUGUAUCUGAGAUAAUUUUAAAAACUCAAACUAAGAUCAGCUUGAAGUGUUUUGCUGCCAGAGCCGUGAAAAUGCAUGAAAUUCCCUACAAAGGGUGUGUUCCUAAACAGCUUGAACAAUUUAUUGAAAUACAUUGA
Saccoglossus kowalevskii is the source of this 1911-nucleotide messenger RNA. RefSeq names its product protein fem-1 homolog B-like. The record is from RefSeq and is a predicted model, not a curated record. Gene Ontology annotation, molecular function: protein binding. NCBI's taxonomy places the organism in Eukaryota, Metazoa, Hemichordata, Enteropneusta, Harrimaniidae.